CGAAUACCACGACCCGCCCCUCGUUCAAAGCAUCAGAUACCCGUCUAUCACACCAUACCACUAUUAUCCACAAUGCCUCCCAAGAAGUCUUCCGCUGCUUCCACCAAGAAGGCCGCUGUCGCCGCCCCCGCUCAUGGCUCCUACGUCGACAUGGUUAAGGAUGCUAUCAUCAACCUUAAGGAGCGCAAUGGUUCAAGCCGUCAAGCUAUCCAGAAGUACAUCAAGGCCAACAACAGCCUUGGUAACACCAGCGAUGUCAUGUUCAAGAGCCACGUCAACCGUGCUAUUGCCAAUGGCGAGAAGAGCGGCGUCUUCUCGCGCCCCAAGGGCGCCUCCGGCACCGUGAAGCUCGCGAAGAAGGAUGCUAAGGACACCAAGCCCGCUGCCGCCGUGAAGAAGGCAGAGCCCAAGACCGAGAAGAAGCCUGCUGCUGCGAAGAAGGCCACUGCCACCAAGGCUAAGGCUCCUGCUACUAAGAAGGCUCCCGCAACGAAGAAGACCACCACAAAGGCUGCCCCCAAGAAGGCCGCCGCGAAGCCCAAGGCCAACGCCAGCAAGCCCCGCAAGACGCCCGCCGCCGCCCCCGCCGUCGACAAGGAAGUCUCGCGAGUGCUCGGCAAGACUAAGAGCGGUCGCGUCACCAAGACCAAGGCUCCUCCCGCCGCCCAACCAAAGAAGACUGCGACCAAGAAGGCAGCACCCAAGAAGACCGCUGGGAAGAAGGCCACGCCCAAGAAGGCAACACCAAAGAAGGCUGAGGCAUGAACGAGUUCAUCCCGAACUCUUCCUUCCUCUCUCCUUUCAUGUUGAUCUCUUCUAACUGAGCUCUACGUGUUUAGGCUACUUCGACGUUGCGUCGCUCGAGUCGCCGCAGCAUGUAGCAAGCCACGUUCGUGAUAUCCCUCUUUUCUCUCCAAGACGUCGCGUGGGUCCGGGCUGGGGGUUGGGUAUGGGAGCAAGCGGGUGUUCAUCUCUGGGGUUGUCUAUGUGCGAUUACUAUCAUGUUGGCUCGGCGUUCGGUGGGCGUUUUGGUAGCGCUUUUUUUCCGCACCCCGUGUUAUUGCUAUCCAUGGAUCUGGUCGCGGUGUCAUCAGGGUAGUGUCUCUGAGUGCACGAUGAAAAGGCAUGAGCAAUGAAUCAAAUCUUUCUAAUGCAAACUUUGUGUCCCGUUGUGU
Molecule: messenger RNA, 1175 nt
Organism: Trematosphaeria pertusa
Lineage: Eukaryota; Fungi; Ascomycota; Dothideomycetes; Pleosporales; Trematosphaeriaceae
Exons: 6
Coding region: 73-765 (230 amino acids)
Biological process (GO): nucleosome assembly
Cellular component (GO): nucleosome
Molecular function (GO): structural constituent of chromatin; DNA binding
Source: RefSeq, a predicted model, not a curated record